Medicago truncatula (barrel medic) is the source of this 1628-nucleotide messenger RNA. Its product is annotated as ureide permease 2. The transcript is spliced from 8 exons. The coding region runs from base 200 to 1408 and encodes 402 amino acids. Gene Ontology annotation, molecular function: allantoin:proton symporter activity; uracil:monoatomic cation symporter activity. Gene Ontology annotation, cellular component: membrane. Gene Ontology annotation, biological process: nitrogen compound transport. Lineage: Eukaryota; Viridiplantae; Streptophyta; Magnoliopsida; Fabales; Fabaceae. The record is from RefSeq and is a predicted model, not a curated record.
GCUUUAGGUAACUUAUUUUCACUCAAACUUCUGUUAUAUAAGUCUUUCCUAAUUCCACAAUUUGUGUGUCAAAUCAAAGAUCUCUGUCCUAUGUCCCACUAAUACAGUUUUUAAAAGCAAAGCAAUUAAUUAGGAUUUCUUUGAGAUUUCCUCCUUGAUUAGUUCAAUUUCUGAGAGGAUUUUAAGUUUUGAGUUGAAAAUGUAUUUGGUGGAGAGCAAGGGAGGUGCCAUAGGGUGUAUGCUGUUGGCUCUUUUCUUCUUAGGGACAUGGCCUGCUGUUUUGACUCUGUUAGAAAGGCGAGGCCGUCUUCCUCAACAUACCUACCUCGAUUACUCAAUCACUAAUUUCUUGGCUGCUAUUAUCAUUGCUUUUACAUUUGGUCAGAUAGGAAAUGGGACAGUUGAUGCGCCAAAUUUCUUAACUCAACUUGCUCAGGAUAAUUGGCCCUCAGUAAUGUUUGCAAUGGCAGGUGGUGUGGUCCUUAGCCUUGGAAAUCUGUCGACACAGUAUGCAUUUGCUCUAGUUGGGCUGUCGGUUACCGAAGUGAUUACAGCAAGCAUAACUGUUGUUAUAGGCACAACCUUAAAUUACUUUUUGGACGACAAAAUCAAUAAAGCCGAGAUUCUUUUCCCUGGAGUGGGUUGCUUUUUGGUUGCGGUUUGUCUAGGCUCGGCUGUUCAUGCAUCUAAUACUGCCGAUAAUCAGGCUAAGCUCAAGGAUUUUUCAAGUCAUCAUAAUGAUGUAACCUUGGACUCAUUGAAAGAAGGAAACAUAGUUAAAUCAAAGGAUCUUGAAAGUGGAGGCAGUUCUGCAGAAAAAUUGAAAGCAGGAACUGCAGUUUUUCUCAUAGAGAAUGAGAACAGAAGAGCUAUUAAGGUUUUCGGGAAAAGACCUUUGAUUGGAUUAACCAUAGUUUUCUUCGCUGGAAUCUGCUUUUCUUUGUUUUCACCAGCAUUCAACUUAGCAACAAAUGACCAGUGGCACAGUUUAAAAAAAGGGGUUCCCCAUCUGAAUGUUUACACCGCCUUCUUCUAUUUUUCAGUAUCUUGUUUUGUUAUCGGAAUAAUUCUAAACAUCAUUUUCCUUUACCAUCCUGUCUUGAACUUACCCAAGUCAUCGUUGACGAAUUAUUUGGGAGACUGGAAUGGAAGAGGCUGGGCCUUGUUGGCUGGUUUCCUUUGUGGAUUUGGGAACGGCCUUCAGUUUAUGGGAGGUCAAGCUGCUGGAUAUGCAGCAGCUGAUGCUGUCCAGGCACUUCCACUUGUGAGCACUUUUUGGGGAAUUAUUUUGUUUGGAGAAUAUAGGAAAUCAUCAGGAAGAACAUAUAUCUUACUGGGGAGUAUGUUGUUUAUGUUUAUUGUGGCUGUUGGUGUGCUCAUGGCAUCAUCAGGGCACAGGAAACAUUGAUGAAGCUUUUAUAUAUGGAACAACAUGCCAAUGAUUGAUUUGAACUCACAAAUGUAUAUAAUAAUAAUAAGGAUCAUUUAUUUAUUUUUCUUUUAUUAUCUAUUUUAAAUUAAUUUUGUAUAGUUAAUUAUCUAUUUUAAAUUAAAUUUGUAUAGUUAAACUUCCAAUGUUAACAUUCAUGUGAUAAAAUAUUUAUCCAAUGUUUAUUUUUUUGAUCGAA